Epinephelus fuscoguttatus (brown-marbled grouper) is the source of this 2324-nucleotide messenger RNA. It is a transcript of the gene sac3d1, whose product is annotated as SAC3 domain containing 1. Gene Ontology annotation, biological process: centrosome duplication; spindle assembly. The record is from RefSeq and is a predicted model, not a curated record. NCBI's taxonomy places the organism in Eukaryota, Metazoa, Chordata, Actinopteri, Perciformes, Serranidae. Gene Ontology annotation, cellular component: centrosome; spindle; nucleus.
AUGACGCAUUUUUAUUGGCUGAUGCUGGAAAGUGACGAGCGGUCUUUUCUGAGACCAAUGAACCGGAGGAGAGCGCCUCGUCGCAUCUCUCACUCGCAGAGAAGGGGUGCAUCAGCAGGAGGACAAUGGAGACAGAGGAGUGAAGAGCAAUGGCAAGGCCAUGUCAAAGCAAGGGGGAGAGAGGUGGAGGAGGAUGAGAGAUGCGAGCAGCAUGGGAAAGAGACCGUGCCCAGGGGAACCUGCCAAACCAUGUGCCCUGCUCGUGAGCUGCGGGCCCGUGAGGCACAGUACCGCCUUCACCAUUUUGAGAUGUUGGCAGGCACAGAAAGAGAUCGACAGCCCAAAGGAGACCCCUUGCGUGCUGUCAAAGAGUAUUCCAGACCAGCAGCUGGGAAAGACUCCACAAUCCCCACUGACCUCCGCCCACCUGCUGUGCUGCUGAAAACUGUGCAUUACCUUAUUGAUGACAUUGCUGCCUCCCCUCACCUGCAUCCCUGGACUGAGGUGUACGGCUUUGUAUUUGAUCGACUGCGUGGCGUGAAGCAGGACAUGAUCAUCCAGAGGGUGUCUGGGGAGAACUGUGUGGCCAUUUUAGAGCGAACAGUGCGGUUCCUGAUCUACGCCUCUUAUCGGCUUUGUGGUGAGCCCCUGCGGCUCUACGACCCGUGCAUUAACGACACACACCUACAGGAGAAUCUGAGCUGGCUGUUGGACUGCUAUGCAACUGAAAAGGGGCCACAUCCCAACCAGGAAGAGUUCCAGGCUCUUGGUCUGCUGUACAACUUGGGUUCAGCUCGUGCCACACAGCACAUCAUGGAGCUCCCUGAGCGACUUCGCAGCUCUCCUGCCAUCACACUUGCUCUUUCCAUAAACCGAGCUUCUCUGGAGCGGAACCCCAUACGUUUGCUCCGAUUGGCCCAGAGGUUGAACUUCCUGCAGAGCUGUGCUCUGCACCGUCACCUGAUGACAUGUCGUAGAGAUCUGCUGCUAAUAUACAGCCACGGAUACAACAGUCGUAACUGUCGCUUUCCUCUUCAUGGACUGGGUCAGCUCUUGUUCUUAGACACAUCACUCACAGCCCGACUCUGUCAGGAGUACGGAGUGGAGGUUAACCAGGACAACCAAGUAGUAUUCUCUAAGGCUGCUUUCACUGAGCCUGAACAAGGAAAACUCCACUGCAAACUGUACCACAACAUAGUGGCUGAGAAACAGAGAGACCUCACUGUCGAGAACAUCAUUCACGGAUGCUCUUGAGAAAUAAAAGGAUUAGAUCAAUUAUACAACUGAUGUGUUGGUUGAUUGGCAUUCAUGUUUGCUCCUGUUUCUGCACAGGGACAUCAGUGCCACAAGCAGGGAUUUAAAGUGUAUUUUUAAACACACCUUAGCAGUGCUUUCACCUUUCUUUUCUUGUUAUCCUUUGCAUUUGAGUCUCAGUGUUUCCUUCUCUCAUACAUGUUCAACAUAAGGGUCAGGGCUUGUGUUUGCUGAGCCAUUGAUCUGCCAUGCUUCACUUAAGUGACGCUGAACUCCAGGUGCCUGAAUUACUGUAAAGGAAUACUUCACCCACAAAAUGAUCAUUUGUGUAUCAGUUAGUCAUACCGUGUUACCUUGAAACUGUGAAGAAAACUUUGCUUUUCUUGCAUGCCCUCACAGAAAACUCAGAAUAUAAAGCUUUUUGAUUGACUGGGUACCACCUUCAACUUUUAACAACAUCAAAACGUCCGUUUACAAACACUCCCACAAGUGUAGUAUAAUCCAAUUCUCAUUUAUGUAGUCGUAUGCUCAGUAUCGCCCAAACACAUGUAUUUUUGCUAAAAUGGAGUAUUUAAAAAUAACAAAUUGGAACAUGUCUAUGCUCUCUUCUAAGUUAGACUCUAAUACUAAGGAUUUUUAGUAAAAAACUACUACUACUACUGAGCACACAACUGGUUAAUGAGCUUUGGAUUAUACUGCGGGAGAUUUUGUUAACUGAUGCUUUAAUAUAGUUUUCUGUUGUUAAAGGUGGUCCCCAAUCAAUCAGUAAAUCAUGUUCACCGUUUUCCAUGGAGGCAUGCAAGAAAAAGAUUUCUUAACAAAUUAAAGGUUAACACAACAUGACAGUCUAAUUUACGAAUGGUCAUUUUGUGGGUAAGUAUUCCUUCAAAAUGUGAAUUACUUUAAUGUUGUUACUCUUUACUGGUUACAUUUAAGGGUUUAAAUGUGAUGUUAAUGCUCUAUGUUUUUGUGAGGCAUUUCAGGAAACCUACUGGACAAUUUACUGUGCAUCAGUGUUCAUUUAUUCUCACCAAUGCAGUACCUCAGAAGCUGUAAAUAAAUAUUUCUUA